AUGAGUAAUUGUAAAAAUUCCUUCAUUGUACCAAACUUGAAACGGAUUCAACAAUCAUUGAAAGACAAGGGAUUUGAAAUAUUUCAGCCUUUUCCAAUUUCAAGAUAUCAUGAUUAUUAUCUAAAAAGUAGAGAUUAUUCUGAGACAAUACAUUUAAAUCCCUAUGAAAAGUUAUCAUCCGAUGAUUGUUUAGCAGUUUUGAUCGGAAAUACUAAAAGUUUGUGGCCACAUUUUACCUCACACACAAAAACAUUGGAGAAAAUUGCCAAGAAUCCUUUAGAUCAAUAUGUAGUAGAAAGUGUUAACUCUGUUCUGCAACAGGAAUUUCUGGAACAUCAUCCAACCACAAGUUAUUCCGUGUACUAUAGUCAUGAAUUUGAAGGAAAUUAUCCUCGUGUUGCAAUUCAAGUUGCAGGUCAAGUGAGUGGAGUUGCCUAUUACGAAAAUGAAGUGUCCUAUUUGAGCUUUCAUCCACAGUAUGGACCUUGGUUUGCAUUUCGAGCUGUGGUUUGUUUUAAUCAUGUCAAGAAUGAAUUGUUAGAAGAAUAUGCACCACUUUUUAAACAUCCGUUGAAUUCCAUGUUGCAACUAUUGAAAGAUGUCUAUCAUUUUGAUCAUAAUCAUAUGUCAGAACAAUUUUUAGAAGAUUUAAUUACGAGGUUGAAAAUACAGUUGAAAAUUCAGUUAAACAUUGCUAUGAAUUCUAAAGACGCACAACACGAAUGGAUUAAGCUUCGUGACAUUCCACAUGAAUUUUUAGAAAAAGAGACAAAUAUUGUUCUACGCAACACAGGACAACAAUGGAAACAGACCAGAUAUGACACAUCUCAGGUGAUAAUUCACUAUGAAAGAGUGUUAAUCAUCCUUGGCAAUCAUGCAUUUUAUGAAUUACUAGAAAACAACAAGUUGCUCAAUCCUUUCCUGACACGAACUCGAACGCACUUCCAUCGCACUCGUGCACUAAAAAACCAAAAGCACAUCAUCCUCAUGAAUUUUUACUCUAGAAACACACUCGGAUAUCCUCCAAACAGUGUUGAUCGUUUAUAUGGUUGUUUAUCUAGGAGUGGUAAAAUCAAAUUCCUCUACACGCAUCAAAUUCCAAAAACCAACAAUAGCUGCAAAUAUCAAGGAGGAGGACGAAGGAAAUAUCGGAAAGCCGAUAUUGGUUCCAAGGAUUUACAACAAAAUGGAGCUCAUCAUCUUUAUUAUUUUCCAAAAUAUAAUUCAGUCAAGAGUUUGGAACGACUUGAAUACUUUGAUGAAAUACGUGCCAACCGAAUGGAAAUGGAUCGGAAUAUGAAGAAUGAUGAUCGUCCUCGUCAUGCAAGAAAUCAUAAAAAGUGGCAUCGGAAUCAUCCUCAAGAUGGAUUUUAUCAAUUAAGAGAGAGCUUUGUGAGCUCGACGACUCUGGAUGAGUAA
Naegleria lovaniensis is the source of this 1419-nucleotide messenger RNA. RefSeq lists its product as uncharacterized. NCBI's taxonomy places the organism in Eukaryota, Heterolobosea, Eutetramitea, Acrasida, Naegleriidae. Gene Ontology annotation, molecular function: demethylase activity; FAD binding; cyanocobalamin reductase (cyanide-eliminating) (NADP+) activity. Bases 1 to 1419 code for a protein of 472 amino acids. The record is from RefSeq and is a predicted model, not a curated record. The transcript is spliced from 4 exons. Gene Ontology annotation, cellular component: cytoplasm. Gene Ontology annotation, biological process: cobalamin metabolic process.